AGAAAGUCUGGCAACUCUAGGGCCGCGCACGUCUGACAUAUUCGCGCCAAAAACGGAAAACAAUUGAGCAAAAGUAAACAAUUUGGUUUUGCUAAAAUGACGACAUUGGUUGAACAGCUAAUUUCGAAAAUGGGUCUUGGCGAAGAGCCCAAUGUAUUAGAGAAAACAACGGAGCUACUCAGAUUGCUAGAGCUUCGAUCGACAAAUGUUCCUCUGCAAAUAAAUGAAUAUGGAAAAAUAGUAUUGUGCGCGGAUAUUGCUUGCAGUGUGUUAGAUAUUGGCUUUGACAAAGAGCAGGCGCUUAAACUCUCCGCAUUGCGUAAAACUCACUAUGCCAAUAACAAGCGAAUGUUUGAGAAAUUGCUUGAACUGAAUAAAUUGGCUAGCAUCAAAGAUAUUUGUGUGCAGCUCAGCUUGAACGAGGUCGCACAUAAGGCGGAAGAUAUCCUAGCUAUGUUCAAAAAAUUCGCACGUGACGAUGCUGAUCCAGAUCAUCCACAAUAUGCCGCAAUGGCCGUAUUCCACGCCUGUCGCCUGCUUAAGAAGAAAGUAUCCAAGCCCAAAUUAAUGCCAUUUAGUAACUUGCGACCCACACAAUGGCAGCAACUUGAGCAACAAUUUGAGCGCCUGAUCGCAAAACAUUUAAAGGAUUUAAAUGUGACGACGGCGGGCGUAAAAAACAAAUUCACACAGCAGGAGGAGCAAAAUGGUCUGAGCAAGAAGCAGAAGAGUAGCGAAAAGACUGAAAUCGAAGAAUAUGAAAAAUGGAAGAGUCGAAUGCUAGCAACAGCUGAGGCUAAACUCAAAGAACUGGAAAACAUCGCUUAGCAAUAAUAAGAGAGAAUCAAUUUUAUUUAUUAAAAAAGUAUGUUAAGUUUUGCUUACUUUAAACCUAUGUAUUCUAGUUUCAUGCUGUCCUAGCUAAGCUAAGUUAUUCAAGUCAAUGUUUUUUCUCCUUCUCAAUGUGAGUCAGAACGUGAGAGAUUAGCACAUCGCCUACAUCUUGUAGUUCUCCGUUUUGUUUGUGAGCUGAAAGUAAUUAUUGUGUAUUAAUUGCAUUAUAUAUUUAUAAAACAUGCAUUCGCAUACAAUUAUA
Molecule: messenger RNA, 1096 nt
Organism: Drosophila mojavensis
Lineage: Eukaryota; Metazoa; Arthropoda; Insecta; Diptera; Drosophilidae
Gene: Orc6
Product: origin recognition complex subunit 6
Exons: 2
Coding region: 97-828 (243 amino acids)
Biological process (GO): DNA replication initiation; DNA replication
Cellular component (GO): nuclear origin of replication recognition complex
Molecular function (GO): DNA binding
Source: RefSeq, a predicted model, not a curated record